This is a messenger RNA of Thamnophis sirtalis, 2115 nucleotides long. It is a transcript of the gene ZBTB22, whose product is annotated as zinc finger and BTB domain containing 22. Gene Ontology annotation, biological process: regulation of transcription by RNA polymerase II. NCBI's taxonomy places the organism in Eukaryota, Metazoa, Chordata, Lepidosauria, Squamata, Natricidae. The record is from RefSeq and is a predicted model, not a curated record. Gene Ontology annotation, molecular function: protein binding; RNA polymerase II cis-regulatory region sequence-specific DNA binding; DNA-binding transcription factor activity, RNA polymerase II-specific.
AUGGCGGCGGUGCAGGUGUCCUUCCCGGAGGCGACGCGGGCGCUGCUGGAGGCGCUGAACCGGCAGCGGGUGGAGGGCCAGCUGUGCGACCUGACCAUCCGCGUGCAGGGCCGGGUCUUCCGGGCGCACCGGGCGGUGCUGGCCGCCUGCUCGCCCUACUUCCACGACCAGGUGCUGCUGAAGGACCUGAGCGCCGUGGAGCUGCCCAGCGUCAUGGACCCGGCCGCCUUCGAGCUGGUGCUGGGCUCGGCCUACACGGGGCGGCUCCGCAUGGCCCGCGACGACCUGGUCAACUUCCUGACGGUCGGCAGCGUCCUCCAGAUGUGGCACAUCGUCGACAAGUGCACGGAGCUGCUCAAGGAGCGCCAGCGCCGCCCCGACCCAGCCCAGGACGCCACCGCCGACGCCGACGCCUCCUCCUCCGCGGGGCCCGGCGGCGGCGGCGGCGGCGGCGGCGGGGAGAGCCAGUCGCCCAGCAGCAGCAGCUACUUCAGCCCCCGCCGCGACGGGCACGAGCAGCCCCGCGUUGUGGGAGGAGGAGGCGGCGGCGGCGGCGAUCGGGACGGCGGGGGGCUCCGCCGGGCCGCCCCCCGGCGCCUCCGCCCGCCCGCCCCCUUCGCCCGCAAGAGCGCGCCCGAGCCGGACGACGAGGAGGGCGGCGGCGGGGAGCCCGGCAGCAGCGAGGCCCUCCGGCCGGCCUACCUACAUCGGCCCAGCGUCGUCCCGCAGCGGCAGUGGGCGCCGGUGAAGGAGGAGCGGGGCGGGCGGGGCGGCCCGGAGGAGGAGGAGGAAGAGGAGGAGGAGGAGGAGGAGGAAGGGCUGGUGCUGACUUGCGAGGAAGACGAGGAGCCGGCCGAGCCUGCCGCCCUCAGCAUCAGCGACGUCCGGACGCUAAGCGAGGCGCCCCUGCCGGAGGAGCAGGUCAACUUCUGCGAGUCCUCCCAGGACGUGGGCUUCCCCCCGGCGCCUCCCCCCCCUGCGCCUCGGGCCCUCCUGCCCCUGGACCUGCAGGGGAGCCCCCUGCUGCUCUUCCCGGCGGGGGCCGCGGGGACGUCCGGGCCGCCCCCGUCGUCGGUGGUGGAGCACGGGGCGGUGCAGCUGUCGGGGGCCUCCGGGGAGGGCAACAAGAUCUUCCUGUGCCACUGCGGGAAGGCCUUCUCCCACAAGAGCAUGCGCGACCGGCACGUCAACAUGCACCUCAACCUCCGGCCCUUCGACUGCCCCGUCUGCAACAAGAAGUUCAAGAUGAAGCACCACCUGACGGAGCACAUGAAGACCCACACGGGGCUGAAGCCCUACCAGUGCCAGGUCUGCGCCAAGAAGUUCAUGUGGAGGGACAGCUUCAUGCGCCACAAGGGCCACUGCGAGAGGCGCCACCGCCUGGGCGGAGGAGGAGGAGGGGGAGCCCCCUCGGGAGGGCCUGCCCUGCCCACCAAGAAGGAGGCCUCGCCCUCCCGCCUCCCUGGCGAGGCCGAGUGGGCCGUGGGACUGUCCCCCCGCAGCGAACUGGGCUUUGCAGGCAGCAGCAGCAGCAAGAUGUGACGAGCUCCCUGCGAGGAAGGCCCUCCUGGCCCCCCUUCCUUCCCCCCCUGGCCGACACUGCCGUGGGCUGCCCUUCCCUGGACGGGCCCUGCGGCUUCCCCUCCUCGGGGUCUGGCUCCUGCGAGGGAAACCCCCCCUUUGGCCUGCCUUCCCAUCCUGCAAUGGGCCCAACCCUGGGACGGGGGGGGGGGUCUUGUUAGAGCCAGGUGCCAGCUGAAUCGUCUUUGGGGGGAAGAGGGGGAUGCUCAACGCCCCCCCUGGGCCAUUUGCACAGGGGUGUGUGAGUGUCUCAUUGUUGUAAAAGCCGCCUCCUCUCCCCCCUCUGUCUGUCUGUCUCGGGAUGCGGACGUUUGGGGAAGAGCCCCUCCUUUCCCCAGGAAGGGGUCCCGCGGGGGCCGGAUGCCCAACUGUGUGUCCGGAUGCCCAACUGUGUGUCCAGAGAAGUGGCCAGUCACUCUAGAAACACCCCCCCCCAAAAAAAGCUGGACUUUGCUCUGGUCCUGUGCCACUGCGGGAAGGCCUUCUCCCACAAGAGCAUGCGCGACCGGCACGUCAACACGCACCUCAACCUCC